AACCUAUGAAUCUGGGGCCACUCUCUUCCUCUGCUCCUCUGCCUCAAAUUCACAGUUCAUAACACUGCGCCCAGUGCUGCUGAGCCCUAGCUCGCUAUCGUCAACAUUCACAAUCAAGACUUGACCAGUGGUAGAUGUGUGUUAAGUCGGACUCGGUUAAGUAGGAUCGCCGCAGAGUUACGAAAGUCCGUUCUUGUGACUCUUUAACUGUACUAGUGACGUUUUUAAUAUAGUGAUGCGUUAAAUUACCAUUGGAAAUGUGGCUGCACACAUUUUUCUCCCUGGGGCUGCUGGUUCUUACUUAUUCUACCGACACUUGCAAACCGAAGGCCUGCGAGAGAAAAACAGAAAACGAGAAACCAGUGUGCGGCUCCGACGGCCUGACCUAUCCCAACCGUUGUCACUUCGAGAAAUCCCGAUGCCAAAACGGCAACAUCACCCUAAUACGCAAGGGACCCUGCAAACAGCAUCGGCCAUGCUUCGAAGCCGUCGAAUACGCCAAACAGCACCCAGGGUACAGCUUCAAACCCCAGUGCAGGCCGGACGGUAGCUACGCAGCAUCCCAAUGCCACCCUGACACCGGCUACUGCUGGUGCGUCACCCCCAUGGGUGUCCCUCUACCCUUCACCUCCGUCCAGAGCAGAGACGGCGUCAAGCAUAGGUGCGGCAGGAAGAAUAAGAAGUCCAGGAAGCGGUCCCCUAGCAAAAAGAACCACGCCAGGCCCUGCACACUGGCUGAUAAGUCCCUCUUCAACGGGAACCUCAUCGGCAUGUUCCUGGUGGAGUGGCAAAGGGAGAAGCAGACCUCAGCCUCUGCCAACGACUCCACCGUGAUAGAAUGGAAGUUCGCUGACCUGGACAACAACUCCGACGGUCUGCUGGACAAGACGGAGUACAAGGACCUGAAGAGGAUGGUGAAGAAGGCGGUGAAGCCGAAGAGGUGUGGCAAGGGGUUCCUGCGCACGUGCGACCUCAACACCGAUCACAUCAUCAAGAGGGACGAGUGGACGGAUUGUCUCGCAAGGAACGGGAUGGACGUUUCUUUGCGUGUGUUCUUGUCGCUGAAUCCAGAGGGGAGAGGAGGAAACGCGACCAUCGACAGCGAGGAGGGUGAAGAGGAGAUAGAGUCGCCGCCACACAGGUCACCACCUCAUGGAGGUUAUUUCGAUUCAGUUCUAAACCCAGAUGGAUUCCCGAUCAAUACAAUUCAUGAUGAUGACUCGUCGGAGGUACACGAAGAGGAACCCGCCAAUUGUUUAUCGGACAGGCAGACUGCAUUUUCUGAGGGUUCGCAUCUGCUGUACGUACCGGAAUGUACAUCUGAUGGACGUUAUCAAAAGGUUCAGUGCUAUAAAUCAGCUGGUUAUUGUUGGUGCGUCAACGAAGACACGGGAAAGAACAUCCCCGGAACAUCUGUGAAGAACGCAAACCCAAAAUGCGAUGAUUUAUUGGCGAACCCACGCCCCAUGAAGGGAUGUCCUGACGAGAAGAAGGCAGCCUUCUUGAAGGACCUGAUGCAGUUCCUGCAGAACAAGAUGAACACGACUUCGGCCUUUAACGAUCUCAUGUGGAAGGUUUCGAGAGAGGAACAAACGGCAAAACUGAGUUUCGUCAUGUUGGACAAGAACAAGAACAAGAUGUUGGAUAAACACGAGUGGAAGGCGUUCAAAGAUAUGGUACUGGAGAUGAGGACGUUCAGAAAAUGCGGCAAAAAGUUGCCGAGGUACUGUGAUAUAAACAGGGACAGACAGAUCAGCAUGACUGAGUGGUUGCUGUGUCUGAAUGUUCAACAAGCAACAGCUUCUUCACCAACCACUAGUCCCCGAAAUAUAACAUCAAGAUCUGGAAAGGAGAAUCCACUGAGUAUACUGAAAGCGGAUUGAUGCGUCACUUCAAAAUGUAAAUUCCUAAAAGCAAACCAGUGUAAAUUAGCGUUCCGUGAAGUUCCCGCCUGAUUGUUUUCAAUCGAGAGAGAAAAAAAAAACUCUGCCUCUAAUGGAUGUUGUAAAAAGUGAAAUGUUGUGUGAAAAGACACAGCUUCGAUGUGAUUAUUAUGUUAUAGUGUACAGCUUGUGAGUUCCCCCUAUCCGAAGAUGCAUUUCCUGUGCUUAUUUAUUUGAGAUCUCUUCUUUUUGUACUAAUAUUAUACAUUGAUAAGAUUUUAAAACAUUGUUGUCUAUGAUUAAUAGAAUCUUUGUUAAGACUA
Molecule: messenger RNA, 2206 nt
Organism: Harmonia axyridis
Lineage: Eukaryota; Metazoa; Arthropoda; Insecta; Coleoptera; Coccinellidae
Gene: magu
Product: SPARC-related modular calcium-binding protein 1
Exons: 6
Coding region: 258-1883 (541 amino acids)
Biological process (GO): extracellular matrix organization
Cellular component (GO): basement membrane
Molecular function (GO): extracellular matrix binding; calcium ion binding; protein binding
Source: RefSeq, a predicted model, not a curated record